AUGACUAUCACCGACAUGGACAUCGAGUACAAUCCCGCAUGUGAUGCUGAUGUGUUGAUUGUUGGAGAAGGACCUGAUAACGAUGUUAUCCAUCGCUACUGCUCACGUGAGAAGCGCUAUGGUAACGAAACCGAAGAGGAGAUGUUGAAAGAGCGAUUCAAGAUGGUGAAAUCACGCUCACGCUAUCUUACUUUGACGUGGACCACUGACAGCGAGAACGAAUACAGAGGAUGGCGCAUUGACUACGAGUUUAUACCGGACGGUGCAGAAUGCGGCUUUACUACUCAUGCAAUGACAGGUGUUGUACAUUCACCCAAUUGGCCGAAGGAUUACGGUAACGAUGAAGAAUGCCUGUGGGAUAUUCAGGUGCCACUAGGUUAUCAUAUUCACCUCCAGUUCACUCACUUCGACGUUGCACCUUCAGAAGGCUGCCUGAAGGAUUCACUUACGAUCUCACAAGAGCACUCGUCGAGAGCUAUAGCACCGAUUGGCGACUAUUUCUUCCUUUUUGAAGACGAAGAAGCUAACGAACCGCUUUGUGGUAUUACUCUUCCGAAAGCGUUCAGAUCGGAAAGUAAUCGAAUCAGGUAA
Molecule: messenger RNA, 591 nt
Organism: Cooperia oncophora
Lineage: Eukaryota; Metazoa; Nematoda; Chromadorea; Rhabditida; Trichostrongylidae
Source: the annotation of a GenBank genome assembly